CGAUGCUCAGGAAGCAAAGCACCAACCAUUACUACCUAUAGAAGUUUUAGUGCGGUGUUGUGUAGCUUGCUUUGAAGCUCGCGGCUACAGUCGACUGAAUGGAUGAAUAUUUUCAUUUAAAUAAAUAAUGUUGGAUGGUUGCGCUGAUGAGGUUCAACAUUUGCCGGUUGCUGGGGUUGGGGAGUGGCUCAACUGACCAGAUCCCUGAGAAAAUGGAGACUGGUGCGACGUCUGACCACAGUCAGGAUGUACUCUCUCAGAAUGGCAUGAAUGGAGAAGAGGGCCUCAGUGAAGAGGAGAAAGCCAGAAGGAGAGCUGAAAGACGAAGAGCUAAAAGAAAGCGUCAAAAAGAGCGAAAGAAACUUGAGCGUGGUAAAAAUGAGCACAUUGUAGAGCUGGCGGAAGAGCAUGCAGGUGUUGAUUCGGAGCUGGAGGAUAGUGGCUCUGACAUUGAUGAGGAGCAAAUUAAGGAGAAGCUGAUGGAACUGGGUGAAAAAGAGUUGGAGAAAGAAUGUCCUUCAUGUAAGGGCAGUGCCACACCGCCACUGGCAUCAGGAAACAAAGGAAACCAACAGCUGUCAGCUUCCUCCUGUGAGGAGGAGCCAGAGUGGGACGUGAGCAGUGCCUUUUUUGCCAAUGCUGCUAAUCACUUGAGACCCAAAGCCAAGACCAAAUCAGGCUGUAAAUCCAAAGAGAACAAAGAAAAUGAGGGAAGAAUCAGAGAGGUCAGUGUAUCGGAGUCUGUGACUAAGAGAAGUGCUUCACUGACAGAAAAGGGGAUCCAUCUGGUAAAUGACGGGCAGUACAGUGAGGCUGUAAAUAUGUUUACAGAAGCUAUCAAAUGUGACCCAAAGGACUACAGGUUUUUCGGAAAUCGCUCUUAUUGUUAUUACUGUCUGGAGCAGUACUCUCUAGCACUUGAUGAUGCUGACAAAUCUAUUCAGAUGGCUCCUGACUGGCCUAAAGGGCACUAUCGCAAGGGAAGUGCUCUCAUGGGCCUUAAGAGGUACAGUGAGGCUGAGAAAGCUAUGGAGCAGGUCCUGAAGCUGGAUAAAGACUGUGAGGAGGCAGCCAGUGACCUUUUCUACUGCAAAGUGCUGCAGUUAAUGGAUCUUGGAUAUGAAGAAGAGCAAAGUGUGCUUUUACUUGAGAAGUACAGCACAGUACAAGCUAUUCUGGCAGCCAGAGCAGCAAACAAUGACUCUACUCUCCUUCAGCCAGGAAGUCCAUGCCCUUCUCUCUGGGUGGGUAACGUAACCACAGAACUGACUGAGAAGCACCUGUGGGACCUUUUCAAAAACCAUGGAGAAAUUGAGAGCAUCCGAGUGCUCCAUGAGCGUUUCUGUGCUUUUGUAAACUUCAAGAACGCCAGCAUGGCUGCGCGUGCUAUGGAAAAGCUCAAUGGCCAUUUGAUAGGAAACACAAAGUUAGUGGUCCGGUAUCCAGACAGACGCAUCCUGAAACCAUUCCCUGUUUCUACUGCAUCACAGGCUGCAGGGACUGUUGGAGCUAGGCGUAGGGGUCCUGUCAAUGGAGACGAGUGCUAUUUCUGGAGGACCACUGGCUGUCAUUUUGGGGACAAAUGUCACUAUAAACACAUUCCUGAACAGCGUGGCAAAGACAGAAAGCCCUGGCAGCCCUGAGUCUGUGCACUCUUCCACCUAUCUUCAAACUCAUCUCUGUUUCUAAAUUAUUUUCUAUUUUUUCUUCACUCAGUGCCAGAGGAAAUGGACAGAGAUUACAUGGACUGUGUGAGUUCAAAGACGUUUACUGAUUUGAAUGGGACUUGGGCCUGUAUAAUUUUAUUACAGUGCUCUUGGCUCAGCUCAGCAAUGACCUUGGUGCCUUGGAGUUGGUUCAGAGUGUUAUCACUUUAAGAUUCCCUGAGAAUGAAAAAGAACAUGACUCAGAACAGCAAGCAGCCCGUUUAGCUAAGGUUGGGUGUAUGGUUGAGGCUAUGGUUUGAAGACAGAACUGUCAUCCAUCAUGUCUGCUCUUCUUUCCUCUGUGCCUACACCACUGAGCCAAAGCACAGCCUCAGAUAACUUAUUACUUAUGGGUUCAUCCCAAACAAAGGCCUUUUAUACAGACAAGGUGUUGUGAAGCCCUUCUAUGUUUUUUAAUAUCUUUCCAAGAAAUCUUGCACAAAAACUGGUUAGUUAAAAUCUAGAUUUAAAGCCUUCUAAAACGUGUGAAAUUUUACCAAAGAAUAACACCCUAUUUUUGAGUACAAAUUAAGUAAAAAAAAAAUUAUUGUGAGACAGAAACAUCAUUUUACUGUAUAUUUAUGUAUGGUUAUCACAUCCCCCCCCCCCCCUUUUUUUUGUGUUAAAGGUUAAGUUCAAAUCUGUCCCCUUCUUUGAGGGUAGUUUUGGCCAGGCCUCAUUUAGUCUAUGUGGAGAUAUCAUGUUUACUUGGAGUACACAAUUUUAUUUAGUCCUCUUUAAAGGUCCUUGAUGUGUUACGUUAAAUGAAAAAGUCUUCGAAAUGGGUUAAAACUAGCAUUUAAAUGCUGAACUGAUUUUUUUCCCCCGAUUUGUUUGUUGUUGCACUUUAUACUUCAGCACGCACUAUGUGGAAUUUAAGUAUUGGGAGAUGGAGCAUGUUUUAAUAGACAGAAUUUUUUAUAUAUUGAAAUAUGCAUUAAGGUUAUAUUUUCCGAAGGUAUUAACUACAAUUCUGGUUCUUUAUUAAUAGUUGUUCUCAUCUCUGUUUAAGAUAAGUUUAUGUCUGCAGUUCUAUCACAUCUUAACAACUGUCUCCUUAAAUAUUGGUUACUUACUGUGUCUAGGAGGUAAUUCAGAUGUUUUCAGUGUUUGAUUGUUUUUUUUUAUGUGCUUCUAUUUCUUGUUGAUUGUGAAACCCAGGAAGUUGUUCUUUUCCACUGGACCAAGCCACUGUGUACUUUUUUUUUUUUUUUUUUUUUUUAAUAGUAACAUGUUUGUAACAGCAGAUGGCUACGAGGU
Messenger RNA from Clarias gariepinus (North African catfish), 2966 nucleotides. RefSeq lists its product as uncharacterized. Lineage: Eukaryota; Metazoa; Chordata; Actinopteri; Siluriformes; Clariidae. The coding region runs from base 135 to 1643 and encodes 502 amino acids. The record is from RefSeq and is a predicted model, not a curated record. Gene Ontology annotation, molecular function: protein binding; RNA binding; metal ion binding. The transcript is spliced from 16 exons.